AUGCUCCCUCUCACCCCAGUGGAACUCAACCGUUCUCUACUCUGCUGGGUCCGAAUCACUCAAGCUGAAGCAUUCGCAUUGGAGAUUAAAUGCCUGCAACAAGAUAAGAACAUCCCUCUUUCAAGUAAAAUUGUCACCUUGAAACCGUUCAUGGAUCAAGACUCUGUCCUACGUGUUGGUGGUCGCUUACGCCACUCUCUACUGUCCCCAGAAGAGAAGAACCCCAUCCUCCUCCCACGCCACGGAAGACUCGUUGAACUCCUCCUCCUGCGAGAACAUCUCAACCACUUCCAUGCUGGUCCACAACUCAUGAUGUCCAUAAUUCAUCGCCAAUUCUGGAUUAUCCGUGCGAAGGAUGUAAUUCGCCAAUUUGUUAAGAAAUGUGUCACCUGUGCUCGCCACAAGCCAGUCACCCUUCAACCAAUGAUGGGAGACCUCCCUUCCUUCCGCGUGACCCCAAGUCGUCCGUUCCAGAAAACCGGGGUCGACUAUGCAGGUCCCUUCCUAAUCAAACCAAUCCAACCAAGAAGCACUACAACAAUCAAAGCCUACCUUGCCCUCUUCAUAUGCUGCUGUACCCGUGCAGUUCACUUGGAAAUUGUCAGCUCCCUGUCAACUGACGCAUUCCUGGCAGCACUCUGGCGCUUUGUGUCGCGACGUGGACUUCCCUCCGACAUGUACAGCGAUUGA
Folsomia candida is the source of this 690-nucleotide messenger RNA. RefSeq lists its product as uncharacterized. The record is from RefSeq and is a predicted model, not a curated record. Lineage: Eukaryota; Metazoa; Arthropoda; Collembola; Entomobryomorpha; Isotomidae. The transcript has a single exon. Gene Ontology annotation, molecular function: nucleic acid binding. The coding region runs from base 1 to 690 and encodes 229 amino acids.